AGUCCUUUUUUGUUUCCUCUGUUGGAUAUUAUUUUAAACUCACCAUCUAUGGAUUGGUCGAAAGUCGCAAUGGAUUGGUCAAAAGUCGCAACUGAUUGGUCGAAAGUGGCAAUUGAUUGGUUAAAGAUGAUCCCAGUUGAAGGGGCGUCUUGCUGUCUUGUUUCGGCAAUCUUUUGUGCUGAAGUAGUAUUCUUGGAAGGGCAUGCUAAGGAUUUGGAAUCUGCAACUAGGGUUAGUAAGUUGAAGGAUUUGGCUCAAUUAUGCAGUGCUGCAAGCGCAGUGGUUCCUUUGGUGGUGGCGGUUUCUGGAUUGGUUUCAUCAGAUACCCCAAUCAAAUGCGAGUACAGCGGUUUAAAGGGCGUAAUCGUCGAGAAUAAGGAAGAGACUCAUAUCUUGAGACGCAAUUUCCGAGGAGAAUGGAAAAAAGAAUCAAUUCUUCCGUCUUCGGUGUGGAAUGAAGUUCCUUGGUAUCUGGACGAUGGCACUAGCCGUGUACGUGUUGCUGAAGCCCGUUCGGUUGAGGAUUUCACUUUCACUUGUCUGCCAAUGGCAUGUGGAGGGGAAGUGUUUGAGAAGUCAAUACAAACCCCAAUUCAGGAGAAAAUACAAUUAGACACUGGUGCUAAGACUUUAGGAGUCCACAAGAUCGAGCGAGUUCUCCCAAUCGGUACAUGCUUGACGGUUGUUGGUGAGGUGAUUAAGGAUGAAGCAGGAAAUUUUGUUAUUCAGAAACCAUACGGAGGACACCCAUUUUACGUCUCCUAUAGAUCAGUCAGCGAGAUUAUUGAAAAUUUUCGGGAAACGUCGAGGUUUUGCAUGUAUGCCUCUGCGGCUUUCGGUCUAAUUGGGGUGGUUCUCAUUGCUAAGCAUGCAUUCCAGUACAUGGAAUUCAAGAAAAUGCAAAAGAGGGAAGCCGAAUAUAAACGUAGGCUUCUUGAUGCUGCUGCGGCUAAACAAGCUUCAAGAAGAAGGAAUGUUGCAUGAGAGUUGCGUGAUCGAUCUAAUACGACCCCGCAUUUGUUCUAGGACAUAUUUUAAAAUUCAGCUAAUUUUUGUUUUAUAAAUCGACAAUUGUGUGUGGGUGAAUUGCGUUUAUAGUUAAACAAGUUGUUGGGGAUCGCAUCUACUAACAAACAUGAGAAUCAAAUCGGUCGUCUAUUUUAUAAUUACAGUUUUAGUCCUUAUAU
This is a messenger RNA of Erythranthe guttata (spotted monkey flower), 1187 nucleotides long. NCBI's taxonomy places the organism in Eukaryota, Viridiplantae, Streptophyta, Magnoliopsida, Lamiales, Phrymaceae. The record is from RefSeq and is a predicted model, not a curated record.